GAGAAAUCCCAGCAGCUUUAUGAAAAAAAAAGUGUCGAACAGACUCUCGGCCAGUUCUAAAUGCAAACUUUGCGUAUUCGGGAAAAAAAAUUGAAACGCAAAGGAGGUGUUUGGAAUAAUACGUUCAAUGUUGUGUGUCCGAGAACAGGGGGAAGUUCACAACGUUUCCCCGCGAACGGUGAAUGACAGUUGGAAUCCGCAAAGCUCCCGCGCCCAGCGGCAGAUUGAAACGGAACAGGCCCGGGUCUCCAUAGCGACCCGGCCGGCAGAUUGAAACGGAACGGGCCCGGGUCUCCAUAGCGACCCGGCCGGCAGACACGCGUGAAAUCACAGAGCUGGGGGUCGGCGAGACGGGCGGCGCCUUGUCCGUUCUCUCUUUGCCAUGCUCCCUGUUGCACCUGGACGCAGGAGAAGCCUCUCUAUCGUCAGAAGGUUGUAGAGUUCCCCAAGAGCAAAAUGAUAAACAUUCGUACCUUCUGGAAUGGAAUCAAGAGACUUUUGGGCGGUAAUGUUUGUGGACUGAGUGCUAAAGAGGGGACAAUUGUUGCUGGAAUGUUUACACUGAUUAUAUCAACUAUACAUCUUAUCUUCGAGUCUGGCAACUUGCGCUAUUAUACAGUGUUGUCAAACUUCACAAGUUCAGAGGCAGACCUAAAAGCAUUUUUAAUUACUUUUGAGUUAUACUGCUACGUAACAAUGGGCCUUAUUGGUGCGAGCAUCUUUGCAGUUUUUGUCCUGUUCUUGUGUAUCUGGAAGAAGAUUUUCUGGGGAGUAGCAGGCUACAUCAUAUGGAUCUUCUUGUAUGAGAUUGGACAUAUAUGCCUCCUCGUUUCAUUUCCUAACAACGAAAAUCUAAUCAAAAACAUGUAUGCCCUGGAGUGUUUUGGGCUGGUUUUCCGCUUAUUGCUUCAGAUCUACUGGCUGUUUUUCUUGACCAGGCAUGUGAUGGAGCUGUACAGAAUCCGCAGAAUGGCAGAUGACCCAUCAAAAAUCAAGAAGAAAGUCCCACCAAAACUCAAGUUUGGAAAUGUUGUGGAGAUGAGAGUAUGAGGUGGGGGCAUUAACUGGUAGAUGACAAGAUACUCUGCAUUUCUGCCAACAAGCACAAUGUUCCUUUUUUUGUAGACAUUUCACAUGGGGACUGCCUCAUUCAGUUGACAUGCUGUGGGUGGGUACAGGGAUUUAGUCAUUGAUGGCAAAUGGAGAUGCCUGUUACCUAUGUUAAAUGCUGGUGUUUCAAUUCUGGCAACUAUGGAAAAAAAUGUUUUUCUCUGCA
Messenger RNA from Hypanus sabinus (Atlantic stingray), 1276 nucleotides. Its product is annotated as transmembrane protein 217-like. The coding region runs from base 457 to 1050 and encodes 197 amino acids. The transcript has 2 exons. Lineage: Eukaryota; Metazoa; Chordata; Chondrichthyes; Myliobatiformes; Dasyatidae. The record is from RefSeq and is a predicted model, not a curated record.